Messenger RNA from Coregonus sp. 'balchen', 3990 nucleotides. Lineage: Eukaryota; Metazoa; Chordata; Actinopteri; Salmoniformes; Salmonidae. The record is from the annotation of a GenBank genome assembly.
AUAAAAGAAGCUGUGACUUUCAUCAACACAAUUGAACUGAAUAAGUUAUCCAGACUUCUUUCACGAAUUCUGCAGAAACUUCACCUGAAGGUAGGUGUCUCCAGAGAGCAAGUCAGGUGGCGUAUAAUUGGCAUAACAUAGACAUAUGUUCCUAAGUACUCUUGCCAACUCCAUUGCUGUCAUUGUCAAGCCUGACAAUUCACUAAGGAUUAGUUGGUAAGAGAGACGAAAGACUGGCACCCAGGCUACACAAACUCAGUAUCAUGCAUGAUAAGCCUAAUUUGGGUUUACUAGAAUAGUGCAAGUGCCACUGGUGUUAUUGCAUUUCUAGUGCCGUCAAACAUCAGGCUUUAGUCAUGAUAUUACUGCAGCCCACUUGAAUCAUCAUUUUUCCAGUGCACAUGUUUACGAAGAAUGAUGCAGUUACUUGUGUCCCUCAGGAAGAGCGCACGUUUAGUGAGGAGGAAGAACAGAAACUGCAGAGUGCUCUGUCAUUGGACAAGCAGGAUCUCAGUCUGGUGCUGGAUACAGCUGCCUUCAUUCUAGAACAGGUAAGUAGGCCUUGAUGUUUGCCUCAACUCUAGCUACACUACAUGACCAAAAGUAUGUGGACAGCUGCUCGUCGAACAUCUCAUUGCAAAAUCAUGGGCAUUAAUAUGGAGUUGGUCCCCCCUUUGCUGCUAUAACAGCCUCCACUCUUCUGGGAAGGCUUAUCACUAGAUGUUGGAACAUUGUUGCAGGGACUUGCUUCCAUUCAGCCACGAGCAUUAGUGAGGUCAGGCACUGAUGUUUGGCGAUUAGGCCUGGCUCGCAGUCAGCGUUCCAAUUCAUCCCAAAGUUGUUCGAUGGGGUUGAGGUCAGGGCUCUGUGCAGGCCAGUCAGUUCUUCCACACCUAUCUCGAGAAACCAUUUCUGUAUGGACCUCGCUUUGUGCACGGGGGCAUUGUCAUGCUGAAACAAGAAAGGGCCUUCCACAAACUGUUGCCACAAAGUUGGAAGCACAGAAUCGUCUAGAAUGUCAUUGUAUGGUGUAGCGUUAAGAUUUCCCUUCACUGGAACUAAGGGGCCUAGUCCGAACCAUGAAAAACAGACCCCAUUAUUCCACCUCCACCAAACUUUACAGUUGGCACAAUGCAUUCGGGCAUGUAGCGUUCUCCUGGCAUCAGCCAAACCCAGAUUUGUCCGUCAGAAUGCCAGAUGGUGAAGCGUGAUUCAUCACUCCAGAGAACGCAUUUACACUGCUCCAGAGUCCAAUGGUGGCAAACUUUACACCACUCCAGCAGACGCUUGGCAUUGCGCAUGGUGAUCUUAGGCUUGUGUGCGGCUGCUCGGCCAUGGAAACCCAUUUCAUGAAGCUCCUGACGAACAGGUCUUGUGCUGACGUUGCUUCCAGAGGCAGUUUGGAACUCGGAAGUGAGUGUUGCAACCAAGGACAAACGAUUUUUAUGCGCUUCAGCACUCGGUGGUCCCGUUCUGUGAGCUUGUCUGGCCUACCACUUCGCGGCUGAGCCGUUGUUGCUCCUAGACGUUUCCACUUCACAAUAACAGCACUUACAGUUGACCAGGGCAGUAAUUUGACGAACUGACUUGUUGGAAAGGUGGCAUCCUAUUACUCUGCCACGUUGAAAGUCUCUGAGCUCUUCGGUAUGGGCCAUUCUACUGCCAAUGUUUGUCUAUGGAGUUUGCAUGGCGGUGUGCUCGAUUUUAUACACCUGUCAGCAACGGGUGUGGCUGAAAUAGCCGAAUCUACUAAUUUGAAGGGGUGUCCACAUACUUUUCUAUAUAUAGUGUAGAAUAAAAUAUAUUUAAUUCAUUGUUGCACAGUUAACCUAUCUUUUCCAGUCUAGUGUUUAGUGUACUGUUGCCCAGUUUGAAGCUGAUUGAGAAUUUCUAGGUGUCACAUAAAGAGCAAUUUAAAACAUGAUGUUUGAAGUGUUCACUGUGCACAAGUAUCCAAAGUAUGUACAUUGAAACCCUUUUAUGGUGCUAUUGGUGAUGAGGAUAUAAAAGCAGUAGGCUACUGCCUGAAAGAAAGGUCACAACAUGCUUUGCGGAGCAUCAUUGUUAUAACAGUGUGUUACAUAAGCGCCAGAUGCCAGCCAAAUAGCUGACUGCUAACUAACUACAGAAGCAUUGACUUUCAUCAAUGCAAUUCACCAAGAAUUCUGCAGAAACCUCACCUGACGGUAGGUUUCUCCACUGAGCAAUAUGAGUUGAGGUGUCAUGUGUAGAAUUGGCAUAACAUCCUAAUGGAAUGGCCACGUACAUGUAUAUUUUUUCCUCAGUGAAGCUUGGUUGGAUGCUCAGUACCAUUCAAUAUGUUUUUUGCAGUCAAGUGACUGCUGUCAUGAGAGAAGAGAUUUUCCAUGUACACCUAGAUUUAGCAUCUAAACAUGUAUUAUGCGACGGUCAAUAAAAAAGUGCCUUGAGUCUUAUUGCAGAUCCUCUCUCUAUCUCUAUUCAGACUGUCUAUCAUAAUGUGAAGCCUGCAUCCCUGAAGCAGCAGCUCGAGAAAAUCCAUCUCUCCCCAGAGACGGCGGAGGCCUUCUGCCAGGCCUGGACCACUGUCGGCCCAGAUGUCGUGGAGAAGAUCAGGCAGAGGAUUUUUGCUCCCAAAAAGGUGAGGUGUGUCCAUGGCAGUGCGAUAAUUCUGCCCCUGCAAUGCCGUUUAAGCUUUAUUUAUAACGUACGUACUCAACGCAAGAUUGCAAUUACUGGAGCUACGAGAAAUGGCGAUCCUGCGUAGUUGCGUCCAGUUGCAAAUUGCGUUGCUGCACACAUUUGCAUAUUUUUGCUACACAAGUACAUAGAACGGCUAAUUGUGUUAUUGCAUUGCGUAUGUACGCAAGGUAUAAAUUAGGCUUUCCUGUCUCUGGUGGAUAUGCAAUGAAAGCGGCGAACGUUCUUUGUGCCAUUAAACCAGUCCAGUUGAGCCAGAGUCCCGAGCAACAUUGGCAUGCAUAGGAAACUGCCAGAUCCAACUGAUCAUUUGAACAUAAAAUAUUAUACAAAUCUCUGUGUAUGUUAACACCAUAGAAUAGAGUCAAAGCAGGCAUAGCCUGUGAUGUUGUCAUGAUAAUCUCAGCGACAGCAGUCUUCGGGGGUGUCCCAAAUGUCACCCUAUUCCCUAUAUAGUACACUACCUAUGGUCCCUGGUCAAUAGUAGUGCACUAUAUAGGGAAUAGGGUGACAUUUGGGAAGUAGUUUUAGCAAUGUGCCCCUUGGGAGGCUGGAGUGGGUGUCAUCACACUUGGUGCUGUGACGUCCUGGGACCACACAGAGAGAUCUCCGGGUAUAUUAUGCCACUCUGCAUCAUAAAACACUUAGCCCACCCCCUCCUCUAAGCACACCUAAUCUAUUUCACUGUUAAGGCAGAUUAAUGGAGCGUCCAUCUAUAAAUCUGCCACUUAGCGAUCCCCUUGGGCCUCUGCUUUAAAUGUGCUUUCACUGUACCAUCCAACUGAUCAGGGCCCGGUUUCCCAAAAAGCACGUUAGAACCUUCGUAGGAGCAUCGUUAAAUCUCAGAGCCGUUUCCCAAAAUCAUUGUUACUAAAGUUGCACUUAAACGCUUGUUAUUUACCGACUGCCUCAGCUAAGUCUGUCGUUAGGUGCUUUCUUGCCCUUCCACAUUACUUUAUACAAGAUCUGCGCUAAACAUAGAAUCAAGAUUUUGAACUAUGCAUCGUUUAAACACUCGUAAGCCUAAGUUCCAUCGCUAUCGGGAAACCCGGCCCAGAAUUGUUUCUUAAGAUUUCUUAAUGCUAGAAUCCUUAAUGAGUGAAACUGCCAAGUCCGCUGGGGAUAUUGCAACAACAAUGAAGUUACUGAAAACAACGAACACUAUUUAAAUUGUUUUUAUCAUGGUGUCUGUGUGGUUGAUAGCUGGAACAUGUCGGAUGGCAGCUCAACCUUCAGAUGGCCAAGUCCACCCAAGCCAAGUUGAAGGAGCCACAUGCAGUGCUGGAGCUCGGCGUCAGAAAUGAGGAUUCU